CACUUGAGCACACCAGACCCUUACUGAUGCCAUUACUGAUGCCACUGACGUGACACAUCACCUGCUCUCGUUGCUGUAACAGGGACCACAGGUUUAAAAAAUGUCUGGAGGAGUUUAAAUGGAGUUCAAGGUGUUUCUUGUGACUGCUUUGUGUUUGACUGCAUUGACUUCAUCUCAGCACAGUUGUGGACAGCGGCCCCUCGUCGCCCCUCCAGGUGUGUCUCGUAUAGUGGGGGGCCAGGAGGCUCCUGAGGGGGCGUGGCCAUGGCAGGUCAGCAUCCAGAUCUUGUCCAGGCAUCACUGCGGCGGGACAAUCAUCAGCAGCCGCUGGGUGCUCACUGCCGCACACUGUUUCUACAAAUACAUCAGGGUCAACAGAAGCUAUUUUCGUGUGGCGGCAGGACUUCGCGUGUUAUCUGCUCCAGGAAAUCAGGCCCAGUUCCGCUCCAUCCAUAACAUCAUAAUGCACAAGGACUACGAUGACGUCACGUCUGAAAACGAUGUGACACUCUUGCUCCUCAGCUCUCCCUUCAAAUUCAAUGACCACAUCCAGCCUGUCUGCGCUCCUCACAAUGUGACUCAUGAGUCAAACCUCAACUUCAAUCAUUGUUUCAUCACUGGAUGGGGGAGCAAGUAUUACAAAGGCAGUCUGAUGAACAGAUUGCAGGAAGCUGAGGUUGAGCUCAUCGACAGGAGAACAUGUAACCUGGUCGACUGGUACGACGGCAUCAUCACUGAGAACAUGAUCUGUGCAGGACUGGACAGUGGGGCGGCAGAUACCUGUCAGGGUGACAGUGGCGGCCCACUGCAGUGUUACAGCGAGGAAGAGGAGAGGUUUUAUCUGGUCGGAGUGACAAGCUUCGGCUCUGAGUGUGGACGUCCUCAGAGUCCGGGGGUGUAUGCCAGAGCCAGCUGGUUUGCAGACUGGCUGCAGACAAGUCAGACGCCAUCAGUGUCUCCAGCACACAGACUGAACAUAAAACUGAUCUCAGCUCUGCUCGGUGCUGCUCUGAUGCUGCUCUGAAACAUCCAGACAAUCUGUCAGCAAUAAAUAUCACUGCUAUACAGA
This is a messenger RNA of Larimichthys crocea (large yellow croaker), 1069 nucleotides long. RefSeq names its product transmembrane protease serine 12. The transcript has 6 exons. Bases 119 to 1024 code for a protein of 301 amino acids. NCBI's taxonomy places the organism in Eukaryota, Metazoa, Chordata, Actinopteri, Sciaenidae. Gene Ontology annotation, molecular function: serine-type endopeptidase activity. The record is from RefSeq and is a predicted model, not a curated record. Gene Ontology annotation, biological process: proteolysis.